AUGUCUUUAAGUACUAGUGCAUCAACAUCACCACCAAGGAAGAUGCAUAGGUUGAAUGAAGUGUAUGAAAGAUGUAACUAUUGUACGGUUGAACCGGAAAAUUUUGAAGAAGCAUCAAAAGAAGCGGUAUGGAUAAAAUCCAUGGAAGAAGAAGUUGUUGUCAUUAAUGAUAAUGACACAUGGGAGAAAGUAGCAAGGCCAAGUGACAAAGAAGUUAUUGGUGUGAAGUGGAUCUACAAGGUGAAGUACAAUGCGGAUGAAACGGUUCAAAGAUACAAAGAAAGGUUGGUGGCAAAGGGUUAUUUACAACAACCCGGUAUCGACUACAAAGAAACGUUUGCACCAGUUGCUCGUCUUGACACCAUUAGAUCCGUGAUUUCUAUGGAUUCCCAAAAAGGUUGGUUACUUUAUCAACUUGAUGACAAAUCGGUAUUUUUGAAUGGAGAACUCCAUGAAGAUGUCUAUGUAGAACAACCAUAA
Papaver somniferum (opium poppy) is the source of this 480-nucleotide messenger RNA. RefSeq lists its product as uncharacterized. The transcript has a single exon. NCBI's taxonomy places the organism in Eukaryota, Viridiplantae, Streptophyta, Magnoliopsida, Ranunculales, Papaveraceae. The record is from RefSeq and is a predicted model, not a curated record. Bases 1 to 480 code for a protein of 159 amino acids.